AUGGCGUCGAGAAGAAAACAGAGAUGGUGCCCUCAGCCCCUCACCCCUCUAAUGGAAGGCCCAGAUUUGGAGGUGGAGGAUGUUGACGACGGCGCCAAAAAGGAGAGCUCUUGGGAGGCCAUACGCGAGUGGUUUGGCUUACACAAAAAUGCAACCAGCAGCUUCUCGUCGGGGUACCAGAGGCAGGACCUCAGGCUCUUGCUCGGCGUCUUGGCCUGCCCGCUCGCCCCCAUUCCCAUCCCAUCCAACCCCACUUUCCAUCUUCAUAUCAAGGAUAUCCCUAUUGAGACAUCGGCUGCGUAUUAUAUUAUCCAACAGUAUCUAGCGGCGACCGGUUGCUCGAAGCAUGUGGGCCCCACGACUAGGAACAUGUACGCGUCGGGGAUGGUGAAGAUGGUGAGGUGCGAGACGGAGGUUUCGAACGGGAGGGGCGUACGGACGGUGGGUGGGGGUUCGAGGUCUUCUGGCGAGACUGGUUGCUUCGUGUUGUGGCGAAUGUCUCCCGAUAUGUGGUCGCUUGAGCUGUCGGUUGGCGGCACUAAAGUGGCGGCAGGCAGCGACGGGAGGACUGUGUGGCGGCACACGCCUUGGCUUGGCGUGCAUGCGGCUAAGGGUCCCCAACGCCCUCUACGCCGCAUUAUUCAGGUACCGAAUUACGACUUCUUUUCUUUUUCCACAUUUUUUCCAAUUAAAUUCAUCAUCCGUAGCGAGGGCCCCGCCGAGGUAAUACGGCACGUGCUCUACGGUUACUUCAGCCAGCGCAGUGGCCUUCUAGUGUAUAUGGAGGACUCACACCUUACGCGGGUCCACUCCACCGAUGAUGAUGAUGCCGUGUAUUGGGAGACGACAAUUGGGAGCGGCAUUGGUGAGUAUCGUGACGUGGACGGCGUCCUUAUUGCCCAUGGAGGGCGCACGGUGGCCACCGUGUUCCGAUUUGGGGAGACGUCGGCCGAGCACACGAGGACACGGAUGGAGGAGGUGUGGCGGAUACGUGACGUUGUGUUUGAUGUGCCGGGGCUUUCAGGGGACUCCUUUAUACCGCCCGCGGAUGUAUUUCACCCGCCCCCAACUACUGUGUCCCCCUGA
Striga hermonthica is the source of this 1086-nucleotide messenger RNA. NCBI's taxonomy places the organism in Eukaryota, Viridiplantae, Streptophyta, Magnoliopsida, Lamiales, Orobanchaceae. The record is from the annotation of a GenBank genome assembly.